Molecule: messenger RNA, 6229 nt
Organism: Peromyscus californicus insignis
Lineage: Eukaryota; Metazoa; Chordata; Mammalia; Rodentia; Cricetidae
Product: 60S ribosomal protein L9-like
Exons: 5
Coding region: 3279-3848 (189 amino acids)
Biological process (GO): cytoplasmic translation
Cellular component (GO): cytosolic large ribosomal subunit; ribosome
Molecular function (GO): structural constituent of ribosome; rRNA binding
Source: RefSeq, a predicted model, not a curated record
UGUGUGUGUGUGUGUGUGUGGUUGUCUCUCUUUCUUUUGUACUGUCUUUGUUUCAGUCCUAUCCUCUCCUUUUCUGGGGAAUAGUGUGUAGAAUUCCUGUUAAUCUUUUUCAAUUCUUUGAUAGAAUUACACAAAGCUAUCUAUAUUUUGUUUGGAAUGAUUUUGGUUUUCUUAAUUACAGGACUGUUCAAAUCACGUAUCUCAUAUUGAUUGAAAUAUGGUGUUGUGCACAUCAGGAUGCAGACACACUCGAUGUCUGCAAGACUUGCAGUGACACCUGUAUUCCACAGGCGACUUAUGAUUUCUCUACUUACUGGUUUUCCUUAUCAAUUUUGCUAUAGAUUUGUUCAUUUCAUUGAUCUUUUGAAGCAACCAACUCUUACUUUUUCAUUAUUCUAUAUAGUUUUUUUUUCAAUUUGAUUUCUAUUUUUGUCUUUGCUAUAUCUUCUUGCCUUGAACUUUUAAAAAAAAUCCAGCAUUUUCAGAGGGGAGCAAAGACUUUAUAGUGUGAGACCCAUUAUUGGACUUCUUGAAGGUAUAUUUACCUCUUCUCAAGUGGACACAUUUAACUAUAGGGACUACUGUGUCAGCAAUGGCCUAGCAAUGCCUACCUAUUUUAAUGCAUUAUACUCUUAUUUGGUUUAAUGCAUUUAAAUGAUUUAUUUUUUGUUUGAGACUUUUCUUGUUAUUUUUCUUUUUCCUAGUUUGGUUAUAUUAUAUCUGAAUAAAACAUUGUAUAUCAAUUUAAUUCUUUUAAAUUUUGGAGAAAUUUUUUACAGUCCAAGAUAGGAUCUGUUUUGACAGGGAUUCUGUGACCACAUGGAUAGAGUAUAUAUUCUAUACAGGAAAGAAUGUGCCCAAUAAAGUCUUUUAGUCAACAACAAACCACACACUCAGUGCUGGUUCCUGCAAGAUUGCAUCAUCUAGUGACAUAGUAGGCAUCUUAACCUGUGAUGUUCAUUCACAAAGCUACAAAAUUGCAGAGCAAAGCAUUUCUCAAAACAAAUUCCCAUCAUUAGCAUGACUGGGUUGAUUAGAUUCUGUUCAUUCAUUAUGUUGUUCAGAUACUACAUAGCUGUGGGCUUUUUGUCUAGUUUUUCAAUGGUUGAGAGUUUUGAAGUCUUUGAUUGUGAUUGUGUUGUCUUUUCCUUUUAGCUGUGAAAGUUUUUGCCUUAAAUAUAUUGAAGCUCUGUUGCUACAGAGGCCUUUCACAUUGUUGUGUGAUCUUUGUGGGUUGACUUUUUAAAUCAUAAUGUAAUAUCUUAGUUAGGGUUUCUAUUGCUGGGACAAAACACCAUGACCACAGCACUGUUAUAAAGGAAAACAUUUAAUUGAGGUGGCGGUUUACAGCUUGAGAGGUUUAGUCUAUUAUCAUCAUGGUGGGGAGCAUGGUAGCUGGGAGUGUGGCGGUGUGCUGGCAGACAUGGUGCUGGAGAACUCUACAUCCUGAUCCCAAGGCAACAGGGAGUGAACUCUCUCACUGGGCGUGGCUUGAGCAUAUAUGAGACCUCAAAGCCCCCUCCACAGUCACCCUUCCUCCAACAAGGCCACACCCACUCCAAUAAGGCCACAUCCUAACAGUACCACUCCCUUUGGGGGCGAUUUUCUUUUAAACCACCACAUGUAAUGUCACUGUAGUUUAGAUUUUGUUUGCUCUGAAGUUCUCAUCCUAAUGUAAUCAUGCCUGCCGUGUUUUUGCUUGUGUUGACAUAACACCUUUAUGUAUCUUUUUGUUUUCAACAGGCCUAUAUCAUUGUAUUUUAGGCUGGGUUCCGGUAGGCAGCAUACAAUUGAAUCAUAAUUUUGUUUCACUUUUUCUUUGAGCUGUGAUAUCCCUAUGCUGCCUACAUUGGUGUCUAACUCCGGAGACUGAGUGAUCCUUCUGCCUCUGUCACUGGAGUACCUAGACCGCAGGUAUGGAAUCCAUCAACUGCAACAUGGACAAUCUGCCAGCAGCUACUUCCCGAAGAAGAGUGACUCCUCCGACCUCAGCAGCUGUCAACUACCAAUACAUCCUCAGUUACAGACGCAGCCCCUUCCCCAGUCUUCUGGAAUUUAGACUGGCUUGAUCGUGUACAAGUCUUGUAUAGAGCCCUCAUGCCUUCCGUGUGCACAGAGGAGUACAUUCCCAGGAGUGAGUAACUGGUAACUGUCGCUUCUCCAUCAUACAAGGACAGAAUUGCCGUCUCAGGGCAGCAACCUUGGGUGAGUAAAGUCGCCAUCGGACGUCUUCAUCCAGCCAGUCUUGGGGAAGUUACUGCGGCCGGCGGCGGCGCCUCUGACACAGCACCGCUUGUCGCUGGAAAGUGAGCAAACAUCUUUUGAGUACAGCUGAGGAGCUUUCGGUCCAUGCAGACUGCCCACCUGAAGAACCCUGGUGUAUAACAUAGAGCUUAUGGCAGGAGCAGCCCAGGUCUGCGGUCAGGCAGUCCCCCUGCUCUUACCCCGAGUUCGUCAGGUGCACAAGCAUAUCACUUCUCCAAAUGCCACAUGCCUUUGUGUGCUUUGCGGCUGCUGAAAUGGUUCUUCUGUUCACUUGCCCACGUGUACAGACACUCUUCAGAGAGAAGAUUUGCUUUGUUCGUCUCUCAGCCGUGGCCGCAGACCCUGCCCCUGGCCUCUUCCAGACCACUUCUUCUCUUCGUCUGUCCUUCUUUGCUGCUCAAUUUCUGCUUCACUCUCGUUCUCUUCAGCACGGGAACUGUCCUGGAGGAGCCUUAGUGACUUGUUUUUUUUUUUUUAAACUUUCUUUUUUUUAUUUAUUCUUUGUGUCUUUCACUUCGUGCAUCCUGACCCCACCUCUCCUGUCCCCUUGCAUUCACCCUCUGCUCCUGCAACCUCUCCCCAAAAUCAAAACAGAAUAAAAUUUAAGAUUAAAAAAGGUGAAAAAAAGAAAAAAGAAAAGGGAAAAAUCUCGUCAUCGAAGCUGCAGUAUGACACAGUGAGUCACAAAAGGAAUCAGAAGCAGCACACGCGAUAACGAGGGGAAGUGAAGAACAUCGCCUUGUCAACGUUUGAGGUCUAGCUGGAGGAGGUGGGGCUCCCUUGCCUCUAGCCCUUCUCUGUUUCUGUAUCUUCUCUCUGUCUGCCAUAUCAUGAUCAGCUCUUUCUCCACCUGCUUCUACCUCUGAGACAUUCUACCUGAAGCAACAGAACCAAGUGAUCACCGCACUCUGGAGGAUGACAGUACAGUUUUGAAGAUUAUUGCUCUGGACCUUACUUCUGAUACAGACCUAAACAAAGAAAGUGCUGUUGACUUUGCCCCAUCUACUGCGAGAAUGAAGACCUUUCUCAGCAAUCAGGCUGUCGACAUUCCAGAAAACGUGGACAUCACUCUGAAGGGGUGCAAGGUCAUUGUGAAGGGCCACAGAGGAACCCUCCAGAGGGACUCCAAUCACAGCAAUGUAGAGCUGAGUCUCCUCGGGAAGAAGAGGUUCCGGGUUGAUAAAUGGUGGGGUAACAGAAAGGAACUGGCCACUGUCCGCACCAUCUGCAGUCACGUUCAGAACAUGAUCAAGGGUGUUACACUGGGCUUCCGCUACAAGAUGAGGUCUGUGUGCACUCACUUCCUCAUCAACGUCGUUAUUCAGGAGAAUGGGUCUUUGCUUGAAAUCCGAAAUUUCUUGGGUGAAAAAUACAUCCGCAGGGUUCGGAUGCGGACAGGCAUUUCUUGUUCUGUCUCUCAAGCCCAGAAGGAUGAAUUAAUCCUUGAAGAGAAUAUUGAACUUGUUUCAAAUUCAGCGGCUCUGAUUCAGCAAGCCACAACAGUUAAAAACAAGGAUAUCAGAAAGUUUUUGGAUGGCAUCUUUGUGUCUGGAAAGGGAACAGUGGCGCGGGCUGAUGAGUAAGACCUAAGUUACCCGGCUCCAGAAACAGGAUUCUGCAUUUAAGUACAAUUUGGGGUGUCUGUGGGGACAAUAAAAGACUCUUAUUUUAAAAAGAAAGAAAGAAAGAAAGUGCUGUUGAUUCUAUAGAUUUGCCUCCUUUAAUAAUCCCACUAAGUUCUCGUAGGAUUUCCAAAAGAUUGUUUUACUGCACUUACUAACAUCUUCUUGGGCUUACUAUGUUGCAUCCUCUACUAUUUUAGGAACACAGUGAUUCUAGAGUUACUCUAACUUUAUUAAGUAGUUAGGGAAAUUUCUCAUGAUAAUAGUCAUGGGGGUAAUUAUAAUUACCCCUGAAAAAAACACUUGCCACUUUAUUGUGAGGAGUACAGUUAGCUGACAGCUUUAGCUCCAAGUGCCUUUAGAAUCUUCUCAACUUUUGAACUGAGGCCAUUGUGUUCCUAGGAGGCCACAGCCAAUGACUUAGCAUAUCUGCUGACUCUAGGGCCUGGUCAUUUUUGUUUAACUUCCCUAUUGAGCAUUAUUGAGUAAGUGAAUCUGCCAGGUCUGCAUGUCAUGUCUACCUGUCCUGUCUUCUGUCCAAUCUUGCCUCUUCCUGUCCUUUUUGGUGUUAUCCCUCAAUAAAUCUUUGCAUCUGCUAAGUGAGAGAACUACCUAUUGGUCAAAAUUGUGAAUGGCAUGCAAAAGGUCCGUGUGAAUUGUCAAUAAGACCCAUUUUUAAUAGACAUAAGUCUACUGAAAUACAAAGGUAAAUUCUCACUGAUUAUUAUGAAAUCAUGUCCCCACAUAGAAGGUCUAGGGGUUUAUGAACCAAUGAACCAAUUCCUGACAUUUUCUAUGUAUUUUAAUUCUACUUAUACAUUUAUAUGAGUGUGUGUGAAUUUAUGUAUGUAUUUGUUUGUUUGGUGUAUGUGUGUAUGUAGAGCACACGUGUCACAGCACACAGGUUAGAGGACAACUUUCAGGAGUCAAUUCUCACUUCCUGCCAUGUGAGUCCAAGGGAUAGAGCUCAGGUCAGGAAUGGGCAGCAAGCAUUUUUAUGCACUGAGUCACCUUGUCCACUGGCCCUAAUUCAUAUCUUAGCUGAGUCAUGCUACUCUCUCCAUUCUCUGAGUAAAGGAAAUAACUGUUUCUCACAUUGAAUAAUGUACUUUAACAUUUUGAUAAGCAAGAGGUGGAACAGUUAGGGUUUUAUUAUUUAAAAAAUAAUAAAAUAUGGAUCCUGCCACUUACUGCUAGGUGACCUUGAGCCAGUUAUUAACCCCCUCCUGUUAUGUGCACAGGAUGCACAACAUUCAUCACUCAUGUUUGUUUGACAUGCCAGGACAGUGGCCAGCAAACAGGAAGCCUCAAAUGCUCCACUGUUACUAUCUCUGUCUCAAGUGGAGUUUCUUGAGGUCUACCAUACACCUGCUUUCUUGUGUCUGGACUAGGGCUACUUCUUUAUUCUGCUGCUUCAUUAAGGUGAGGAAAGAAUGAGUCAAGUUGGAGUAGCUGAUUGAGGGACUCUUCAGAGGAGAGGCCUUCAUAAAGGAAGAGGUGAUGCCUUGCCUGAGAAUGCUAGCACAGCACUGUGCUUCUCUUUGGCUAACAACUCAAAAGGGACAAAAAAUAGUUCAACAUGGUUUCAUGUACAUUGACAUUUUCGCAGCUGAUCAAACCAAUUAUAUUUAUAUAUAAUUUACAUAGAUACUCAUCUUAAUGACUAUGUCUACUACUGUCUUGUGCAAAAUAGUAAUGAACUUCUAAAAGCUGAUUCUGUGUUUCUUAACUAGUUUAUCCCAAGAUAAAGAAUAGCUCUGGUCAGAUAGUACAGUGCAUCCAAGGAGUGAGCACAGUGGUCUUCCAGAGACUCGGCUACCAAGUAUAGUGUAGGACAUGGAACAGCUUUUACUAAAACAAAUAAAAUGAGAUCAUAGAGUAUAGGAGUCAAGUCCACAUGCUGUAAGAAUAUGAGGCUUUGAUAAAGUGUUUACAUAUGUCCUACCUUUACAGUAAUACUGUGGGUUUAAUUAUUCUGAGGGAAAAUCUUUGUUUUUAUUCCAACUUUUUUGUUAUAAAUAAAAAUUUUAAAUGUGUUUUAUAAUAGAACAAUCAUGUUUGUUUAAGUGGAACAUCUUACGAGAAGCUUAAGGAAAAUGAUAGCUGCUUAGAGAACUUUGGGGCACCAGCAGACUCCUCUGUGAUGUAUUUACAUCCUGAAAGUAAUGUAUAUUGUUUCCCAUCCUAUUUUUAAAUAGUAUGAUGUAGAGAUAGUGUACUAGCAUACCACAUUUUCUAAUUGAAUCGUAACUACACCUUUUAUAUGUUUUUCUGAGAGACUGUCAAAACUGUAUCAAAAUAAGAGGAAAAUAAUGAUUUUCCCAUUGUACCAGUUCCCCUAA